AAUUAUUAUAUAACGAGCAUAAGGAGACGAUUAGAUGAUUAUGAUGAUGGUGAUAUUAGUGAUGUUAGGAGUAUGAUUGAUAAAGCUGUUGUCCUAACAUCAUCGGCCCAAAGGGAUAUUACUCAGUUUAAGGAAUAUGUUUCUAAUGCACCUACACCACAGGAUGCUAUGAAUCGACAACAAAUGUUGAAUAAGUUUACUACUAGUAUAUCGAAUAUGGCUGAAGAGUUAGAAGAUAUAGUUAAGAAGUAUGCUAGCAUGAAAAAAGAAAUAAGUGCUGUUAGUCGCCAGCAAUAUAGUAAAAGACAACAAGAUAAGCAACAUACUUGUGGAUCCAGUACAUCAUCAUCAUCAACAGCAACAUCUAGGAGUUCAUAUCAUCCCACGCUUUCGCAGAAGAAUACUGGUGAAGAUACGAGAAUAGCAACGAAGAAGAGCGAGAUGCAUAACAUCAGUGGAGACCAUCACCAUAAGUUACGCAUUACUCCUUCUACUUCUACUACUGCAGCAUUGUUACCAAACCUGAUGACUACACAACGACAAGAAGUAGAGAUGAAUAUAGAUGGUGAUAUAGAAGACGGAUUAUCUAGAGAUAAACUUAAUGAUAUAAGAAGGAUAGGAGCUGAUAUGGGUGAAUUACAAGAUAUCUAUACUACACUUAAUAAUGAUAUACUUAAACAAGAUGAUAAGAUCGAUAGUAUUCAUGAUGCUAUGUUGAGAACAUUAGAUACCACUCAGAAAGCUAAUAUUGAAUUACAACAAGCAACAGAUAGAAGAGAUACCUCACUUAAACGUAAGGUAUAUGCAUUUACUGCAUUAGCAGCAACAGCUGGUCUGUAUAUACUAAUAUCAUCUAUAUAAUUAUAU
This is a messenger RNA of Perkinsus marinus ATCC 50983, 867 nucleotides long. Its product is annotated as SNARE protein, putative. Lineage: Eukaryota; Perkinsozoa; Perkinsida; Perkinsidae. The annotation marks the transcript as partial. Gene Ontology annotation, biological process: vesicle-mediated transport. Gene Ontology annotation, cellular component: membrane. The record is from RefSeq and is a predicted model, not a curated record. The transcript has 5 exons.